Momordica charantia (bitter melon) is the source of this 1269-nucleotide messenger RNA. It is a transcript of the gene CPA, whose product is annotated as Subunits of heterodimeric actin filament capping protein Capz superfamily. Gene Ontology annotation, cellular component: cortical cytoskeleton; F-actin capping protein complex. Gene Ontology annotation, biological process: actin cytoskeleton organization; barbed-end actin filament capping. Lineage: Eukaryota; Viridiplantae; Streptophyta; Magnoliopsida; Cucurbitales; Cucurbitaceae. Gene Ontology annotation, molecular function: actin filament binding. The record is from RefSeq and is a predicted model, not a curated record.
CUUCAGUACGUUCGAAAUCGGAAAAAAGAAAAGAAAAGAAAAGAAAAGAAAAUUCCAGUUCCCGGCAAUGGCCGACGAGGAAGUGGAGCUCAACGACGAGCAGAAGAAGGAGAUCGCGAAGUGGUUUCUUCUUAACGCUCCGGCCGGGGAAAUCCAAUUCGUCGCUAAAGAUGUCAAAAAGAUUUUGAACGACGAUGAGUUGUACCACGAGGCAGCAUCUGAAGCUUUUCCACAGUACAACAAAUCGCACAUGGUUUGCAUCGAAAUGCCUGGCCUACUAGGAGAUGUGAUUCUUACACCGUUCAAUGAGCUUGAAGAAAACGAGUUUCUUGACCCAAGAACUGCACAAGUUGCUAUAAUUGACAAUAUCAAACAGGUGUGUACUGAAGUCAGACCUGCAUUGGAUGAAGAACUCCCAUCUGCAUAUGUUGAGGAAUUUCGAGGCUCCAUAGAGGCAGAAAUUGCUCGAUAUGUUGGUGAAAUGUAUCCUAAAGGCGUUUACUCAAUUUACUGUGUAAAUGGAAAAGAUGCGGAUGGACCUGAAUUUGAUUUCGAGCUUGUUGUGGUUAUUUCUGCUACUAGACAUAGCCCUCAGAACUUCUGUAAUGGAAGUUGGCGUUCGACGUGGAACAUUGAGUUUAAAAACGAUUUUCAAACGAUUGAAAUAAGAGGGAAAAUGCAGGUAGUUGCGCAUUACUUUGAGGAGGGAAAUGUCCAAUUAGACACAAAGCAUGAAUGUAAUGAUUCAACUAUCAUGCAGUCUCCUGAAGAUUGUGCAGUUGCAGUAGCCAAUAUUAUUCGUCAUCACGAGGCAGAAUACUCGGCAUCUCUUGAGACAUCCUAUUCAAACUUGCCUGAUACCACCUUCAAGGAUCUUCGGAGGAAGCUUCCUGUUACUCGGACCCUAUUUCCAUGGCAUAAUGCCUCGCAAUUCAGCUUAACAAGAGACAUUGCUAAAGAACUUGGAGCUGGAAAGUAAAUGCUCAAACAUCAAAAACAGGAGAGCCUUGUUCACAUUACAGGUAAAACAAAGAUAACAAAUCUCAUUCCCCUUUCAUCUGCCUUUGGAGUCUUUUUUCUUUCUUUCCUCGAGUUUCGCUUCCUUGUUUCGAUUUCUUCCAUGUUGUAUUUAUUCUUAUGAGUUGCUGUUGUAUAGCUGGAAAUGCAAUGGGAUCAUACCGAUUGUAUGUGCACAUAAUUUGUAAAGUGAUUGCUAUGUGUUCUGUUUUACUGGGUUUGAUUUUGAAAUAGAUUAUAGUUCUUGCUUCA